GUGUACCUGAAAUGCCAGGGCCUAUUUUAAUUCUCAGUCCGGACCUGCAGUUCAGCCUCCUUGAGUAAUAAUUUUGCUUUUACUUGCCCACCUGAGCACCGGUGAAUGAUUGUGACUGGCAAGGCAAGUGGCCUGUUGACUCCUGUGGGGCUGUUUAUUUGUAUUAUUGUAUCAUUAUUGUAUCAUUGUCUAGUAUCAUUUUCCAGUUACAGAUUAGUGUGAGAAAUAAAACUGUGCCUUUCACCUCCAUCCUCAUUACUAAGGGGCCCAUAUACCAACAAAAGAAUUUAGAUUUCCACAAAUCUCAAAAAAUGUGUGGUUUUCCCACACAAAUUCGAGAUUUAUUAAGUGUAAAAAAACACAAAAACCUGUAAUACAAAUCUUUGCCAGGUAAUAGUUGUCAACGUCCUACAGAAUUGUUGUACUAUUGUAUUCGGAUCUUUUAAUAAAUGUCGUCGUUUUUGAGUUUAGUUGUGGUUUUAAAAACCUCUAAAACCACUAAAACCUUACCUUUGAUAAAUAGGCCUCCAAUUGUGUUUUAUCCAAGUGGGAAGAGGUGGUUUGGAUUAAGGAUAAUAAAAUGAAUGGGUGCCUUGAUGUUGCUCUGGUCAGACAUCUGCUUAGUGUCUAUUUUUUUUUUUUGCUAUUUUUUUUAAAGAUUACAUUACAUAUUUCUAUAGCUUUUCUGUAUAUCUUUUUUAAAACAAGAUGUGUGUACAGGCUUCAUACUGUCUUGCUUAUUUGGUGUAUUGUGAAAUGUGCAGGCAUGAGGCAGUGUCAGGGAACAGCUUGAAGAACAGCUGAGCUUUGCUUCACUGGUUCAUGUCUUUAUGAUGUCUCUUAUCUUCCAGGAUUCACCUGAUCAAUCUUGUGCUUUCUUUAAUCUCCCUGCUCUUGUUUCUGUCUGGCUCAAGCUGGUGCAAACCCCAUCAUUUAUUCUCUAGGGUCAUGGCUUGUUUCCUUUUCAGAAUUUAUGAGAUUCUGCAGUGACUUCAAUGCCAUUUACCAAGUCUUAGAAUGUUCCUCUUUUAAUCCUAUACCUCUCCCUUUUGGCAAUUCUAAUUGAAAAACACAAUACAGAUAAAAUAUAUGACACACGACAAUAUAGCUGUUGUGUUUAAUAAUGUACUGAUUAAUGCUCAAAUGUAAUUUUUAAUAAAACAAAAAAUGUAAUUCUGCUUCCUUCUGCCGACAUGGAGGUAUAUGAGUAGGAAUGGAAGGAUUUUCAACCCAAAUCUGCUCAUUGACUUGUGCCAUGUCAGGUACAGCUUUUCUACCUGAGUUAACAGAAACAGUAGGAGAAAAAUCUUUUCAGUAAAUACCACUGUCAAAUGUUAGUCACUCCUAGUUAUUAAAAUUGUUUACCUGAUAUGCAGGGCUUAUGCUCCUGUUAGCAGAAAACUGCACUGGCCCAGGGUAUUUCUGUAGAAGCAGAUCUUUCUUAAUCGUCUUCCUCUUUUUAUUUUCUUUCCUCCAUGUAUGGGCAGGCACAUGCACAGCAUUUAGCUUUUUCUCUAAAUUCAGCUUUCACUCCACUGUGCAUAAGCCUGCCUGGACCUGAACGAAGAGAAGACGGAAGAAUUCCGAAGAAGAUGUAUGUGGACCAGGGCCGGAACUAAGGCUGGUCGGUGGAGGAGUCUCUUUUCUACUCCUGUAUCCAAGUCAUUCCCUUAUAGUCCUGUUGCGAGACUCACUCCAUAUUGCAACACUCCCAGCGUCCUUAAAAACACAACAAAAGCAAUACUAACACCUGAGAAAACAGGUUACAACUUAAAGACUUCUCAGCUGAGCCGCCAGUCUUCAGUAGACAGUGAACUGAGCGCAACUGAACCAGAAGAUGAUUCCAUCUCCAUGGGAUACAAACUGCAAGAUCUCACAGAUGUUCAGAUCAUGGCUAGAUUACAGGAAGAAAGCCUAAGGCAAGACAUUGCAACUACCUCUACCUGCAGUUCAGUAUCACGAGCUCGUCCCAGCUUUUCAUUAUAUUCGGGGAAGAAACUGUCAUGCUCUAGUGAUCAGGAUUCCGAUCGCUAUAGUGUAGAAGAUGAUGAUGAAGAUUUUGACCAUUUACCACCACCUCAGCCUCGACUCAGCCGUUGCUCUCCACUCCAGAGAGGCCUUUCCCAUUCUCAAACUUUUUCUAGCAUUAGAGAGUGCAGGAAAAGCCCAAGCUCCCAAUUUGUAAAUGGAUAUCAGCAAUAUAAUUAUUCCCCUCAGCCUCAAACACCAGAGCAGUCACAAAGCAGGACAAAUGCAGAUAAACUCCGCAGAAGUAUGCCUAACUUGGCUCGAAUGCCAUGUACGAAUAAUAGCCCUGUUGUAUCAAUGGCCAGUGUACGCAACAGCCAGAGCUUUGAUUCCAAUCUGCAUGGUGCAGCAAAUGGAGUUUCCAGAAUGCAGUCCAGUAUUCCUUCUCCAGGUCAACUUCAGCAAAGAGUACACAGUUUAGGCCAUUUCCCAGUGUCUGUAAGACCCCCUCUGAAAGCCACUGCCUACGUCAGCCCAACCGUACAAGGUGGAAGUUGCAUUCCUUCAUCAACCAGUUUACAGUCAUUAUCUAGCUCUGGAAUUCCUAUGCCAAACAAGACCGCAAGUGCAGUGACUGUCGGACGCAGUGCUCUUCCAAGGCCGGCUCUAUCCACUGCAAAUGGCAGCAGCAUACCUCGUAGCAAAAUAGCACAGCCACAGAGAAGUUUUCUUCAACCACCGAAAACCUUGUCUUCACUGAGCACGCUGCGGGAUGGAAAUUGGAGGGACGGAUGCUACUGACAAGUGUGACAUGAGACGACCGGUGUACAAAGAAAGCAAUUAAGGGUUAUACAUGUCCCAGCUGGCUGGGGGAGACAUAUAUAACUCUAUGAGAUUUUGUAAUAUAUGUUUUAUGUGAACAAAUUAUCAUAUUGUAGCUCUUACAUGUUUGACGUGAGAUCAUUUCGGAUCAGCUAACUAAACUUCAGUCCUUCCCAUGUGCAAGAGUUCUUCAGGAGAAACCAUUGAGGCUCCUUCUGCACGUAUGCGUUCAUACAUCAUGGUAGAACAUUCACAGCAUAUGCAAAUAAUUUCUACUUUGUUCUGAUUUACACAUUUUUACCGAAUGGAACUUUUUUAAUAAUAACCAACACACUCACGCUAAAAGGGAUUUUUCUACACUAACCUUCUCAGAGCAUUGCAAACUAUGAUAGGCCGCACAUUUUUAUUUUGCUUAUGGUUUGUUUUAUUUAAAGUAAGUACAUAAAGACACACAUUUUGUGAAAUUGAAUACAUCACAAAAUGCUGCUUAAUGACUUGUGCCAUUAAUAUCAAUUUAUUUUAGGCAUUAUUAUCAUUUGGUGUGUCUGGAGAAAUAAUUGGUAUAAUAUCCAUGAAGUCUGUGGGGGUUAUUUAUCAAGCUCCAAAUUUACCUGAGCAACUCUGAAUUUCCGAAUGGACCUUAUUUAUCAUUCAAAAAAAUAGGUUUCGGGCAAACUUCGGACCUUUGCCCGAAAAAUCCGAAGUUUUUCUUUAAAAACCACAAUUUUUUUCUGACUUUUCUGACUUUUUGGCCCAAAAUCCCCGAAAUAAUUGGAUAUCAGUACUGACAGCAGAGCAGACACUGGGACCUUCUCCAUUGACUAAUACAGGACCAUGAGAGCUUUGAGAUGCCCUGUUUUCGAACUCAGGAUUUUCAUACCAUUGGACUUUAAUAAAUCCCAGAAAAUUCAGAUUUUUUUUAAAAGGCCGAAAAAUUCAGAUUUUUUCGGAUAUCGAGUAUUCGGAGCUUAAUAAAUAACCCGCUGUGUGUGUGUUUUUCCUUUUUCUCUCUCUCUCAUUAUUUUUUUCUUGCAAAAGCACAAGGGUAUACAAUAAUGUCACUACAAUUUGUUAACCAUCGUAAAUUGGUCCUCUUUUUUGUGUUUACAUGUUUAUUUAUUUAACUAUUUAAUGAUUUGGAAUCAUCGAAUAUGAACUUUUUGCAGCUGUACUGCACUAUCUUCUAACUACAAGGGGGUUUUGGUUUUUCUAAUUAUUAAAACUGGUUUACUUGCUGUCAAAUUCUGAAACACGAAAAGCUCUUAAAUGGACAGAAAAUUUUUUGAUAGACAUUUUACAAGAUUUAAAUUGCACUAAUGAUUUAAUAUGACAGUGUAUGAUUUCAUAAUUAUGAAAACUGUAUACUACUGUUUUGGAAUGUUUCAGUAAUAAAGAGUAUUUUCAUCA
Messenger RNA from Xenopus laevis (African clawed frog), 4197 nucleotides. It is a transcript of the gene slain1.L, whose product is annotated as SLAIN motif family member 1 L homeolog. The transcript is spliced from 7 exons. Gene Ontology annotation, cellular component: microtubule plus-end. Bases 1597 to 2769 code for a protein of 390 amino acids. Lineage: Eukaryota; Metazoa; Chordata; Amphibia; Anura; Pipidae. The record is from RefSeq and is a predicted model, not a curated record. Gene Ontology annotation, biological process: microtubule nucleation; cytoplasmic microtubule organization; positive regulation of microtubule polymerization.